UCCGAGGUGCUCCUCUGGCCCGCAGCGAGACCCUCCUCCUCCUCGCGGCCCCACGCGCGCUGCCGGGACAUGGUGGCUCGGCUCGGCUCGGCUCGGCGCUGCCCGGGCUGCAAACCCCUCCCCGGCCCGGCCCCUCCCGGCCGAGGUGCGGAGCUGUGGGGCGGAGACUGGGGCGUGGGGCUCCCCCCCCCAGGAAGCCGCCGGCCCCUCCUCGCCCUUUCCUCCCCACGCCACGCGCUCGGGGCGCGGCCGGGGGCUGCGGGCGCGGAGCAGAGCCCCCGGGAGACCCCUCCCCGGGCGGGGGGGGAGCAAAGCCCCGGGACCCCCGCGCCUCGGCACCCCCGGGUCCGCGAACCUGGCGAGUCGGGACCCCCAGCCCCAUACCCGAGAGCUGCGGGACCCGCGGGACCCGCGCUUUGGGGGCUCAGGACCCCCGGGUCUGCAAACCCGGGGUCCUCAGGACCCCCGUCCCCCCGCCCUGGAGCUGCAGGACCUAUGGGACACCGUGGGCUCAGGACCCCAGGUCUGCAAGCACAAAGCACUUGGAGUCCCCAGGUUCACAAGACGAGGAGGCUUGGGGCCUCCCAGCCCCACGCCCCAGAGCUGCAGGACCCAUGGGACCCAUAUCCACGGACUACAAGACCCCACGUGUGCAAGCCCAGGAGGCUCAGGACCCCCAGGCUCACAAGCCCAGGAGCCCCAGAGACCCUGAGCCACCCCCAGGCCCUGUCCCCAGGGACCUCAGCACCACCUGGUUCCCUAGGCCAGGGGAUUUGGGAUCUGGCACACCCACAACCAGGGAUAACAGGACUGCCAAGUUUGCAAGGCUCAGGACCACCAAAUCCAUAUGCCCAGGGUCCUCAGGACCCCCAGAGCUACAGGACUCAUGGGACCCAUAUCCUGGGGCUACAGGACCCUGAGCUUCACAAGACCAGGAGGCUCGGGACCGCCAGCCCUGUGCCCCACAACUGCAGGACCCACGCUCCCCACGCUCAGGGGGCUCGGGACCCCCCUGCCCCGGGGCUGAGAGCCGCCAUCCGCAUGCCCACGCGGGUGCAGGAGCUGGGCUCCUCCACCCCAGGCAGCGCGUGGGGCUGGAGCCAGCGUGGGGCUGGAGCCAGCGCUCCCGGCAACGCAUUCCAGGCGCUCCUGCGCCGCGUCUGGCACAGCCAGGGCGGGCAGCCGCCGGCCCCGCGCCUGCCGCCAGCACAGCACCCAGCUCUGCUGAGCUCCUGGGGCCUCACCCCACCGCCCCCCUGCCCCAGGGGCACCCGUGGGGUGCUUGCAAGGGAUGGGGGGUGCGGGCAGUGCUGCCGGGGGCACACGGAGGAAUCCCGUCCCUGGCACCAGGGAGCACCCCUGCUCACAUGGGACCUCGUAACCUGCCUGGCCACGCGUGUCCCCCAGGAGACCCCCAGCCGCCCUGACCCUGCCCACGGCGCCCAGCACGCAGGCUGCUGGCAGGAACGAGGGCAGCAAGAGAAAGGGCACAGCCGGCGCAGCACAGCCCCACGCAGAGGCUGGCACCCACACAGCGCCAGCACUGGCGCCGACCAGCCUGGCCCCGCCGCCAGUGCUGGGACACGGCCCGACCCUUGCGUGGAUUCCGAGAGACACAGAGGCCGGCGAACAUCACCCCGUGCCCUGCUCGUGGCACACUGCAGGCAGUGCCCACCGGCACCGACCCCACCAGGUCGGCUCCGGCAGAGGCAGGCGCAGAGGCAGGAGCGGGGCUGCUGCUCUGGCUGCCCGCUGCCGGGAAGGAGCCGCCCCGCUCCCAGCGCCGGCCGCUCUCCCGGCCCAGCACCGCCUGCUGGGCUGGGGCCAGGGCCAGGCGCUGAGGAAUGCGGGCGGCAGCAAGCUGCAAAGGCGCAGAUUUUCCGCCAACAACACAUCUGGAGCAGCGAGCUACAGCUGCGGGAGCGCGGCUGACGCCAACGCGCGUCAGAGGGCAGGGACAUACCUGAGCCACAGCUCAUCCGCACGCGGCACCGUGGCGCUGGCUGCCACAGAUGGGAUGGGCACAGGGGGCAACGGUGCCUCGGCAGGGGUUGACACGGGGCACCCGGGUCAGGGGGGCAAGGGGCGCCUGUGCCUCCGGGUGGGGCCACACAGGCGGCUCCGUGCCGGCGUGUUUUGCUCCACCUGUACCCACGCCCAGCACCGGCACCACGGGGCCACGGCACAGACAGCGCCCACACGCUGCCGAAGGAUCCGGCCACCGCAGCGCAGCCAAGAGCUCUCCCUGCCGGAGCAGCGGGCGCCUGGGCUGCAGCACAGGCAGGCACCCCGGCACCGAUCCCAGCCCUGGCCCCGCUCCAACGCAACACCAGAGCCUGAGCACCGUGCAGUGGCGGAGCGAGACGCGCGGCACAGGCUGCUGGCAAGGGCCGGAUCCAGGCCGCCACGACAGCCCUGGGGCCGGGAGGCAGCGCCGGCUCCCGCGCUUCCCACGGUGAGGCACCGGGCGCUCCCAUACCCCUCACUCGGUCGCGCAGCGGCCACCAGCACCUCCCCGCCGCCCCGGUGCCACCGCUGAGCGUCCCCAGCUGGUGACAGCCCCGCAGCACCGUGCCCCGGGGGUGAGCACAGCGUCGGGCAGGGUGGCGCAAGAGGCAGCUCGCGGCCCGUGGGCAGGCCGGAGGGCGGCGUGGGACGGUGCGCGGCGGCGGUGGCGUGGCUACGGUGGCACUUUGAAGAUCUGAAGAGCCCCGGAGCAGCCCCGGGGACAGGGAGGGCUCCCGGCACCGGGAGCUGCCAGCCCGGCCUCACCGGGCGCCGAGCUGCUCCCCGCCUCCGCCGGGGGCCGCGGGGCCCCGUGGGCGCUGCACCGGCCGGGCCGGCCCGUCGGGACCCACCACACCUCGCCGCCCCCGGCGCCACCGGGGGCACCCGGACCCUGGACCCCUCCCAUGCCCGCUCCCCUCCCGCAGCACCGGGACUGGUGCCGGCCCUUGGGGGGGCUCUGCGCGUGGCUCCCCUGGCCCCGUGC
This is a messenger RNA of Cygnus olor (mute swan), 2992 nucleotides long. Its product is annotated as basic proline-rich protein-like. The coding region runs from base 70 to 1932 and encodes 620 amino acids. The transcript is spliced from 2 exons. Lineage: Eukaryota; Metazoa; Chordata; Aves; Anseriformes; Anatidae. The record is from RefSeq and is a predicted model, not a curated record.